Messenger RNA from Serpula lacrymans var. lacrymans S7.9, 994 nucleotides. RefSeq lists its product as uncharacterized. The record is from RefSeq and is a predicted model, not a curated record. NCBI's taxonomy places the organism in Eukaryota, Fungi, Basidiomycota, Agaricomycetes, Boletales, Serpulaceae. Bases 229 to 855 code for a protein of 208 amino acids. The transcript is spliced from 3 exons.
CCGUUCUCGUUAGACUAUAGCAUUUCGCUCAUUUCUCGCCAAAGCAUUCCACAAUGUCCCACUGUCUCGAAUUCAUGAUACGCGCAGGCAUCCUUGAAAUCAACAUCCCGGUGGAAUAUCGUCUUUCAGCUAGCUGAAGAUCAUUUGUUAUCACUUUCUCUCAAAUAUACUCUCGCACUUACCUCCAACCGAUACCACCGAUACCAUUCACAAUGAUCGCUUACUGCAAUGCUCCUUCUAGCUCUUCUCGUCCCACCCUCCCCCCGUUGCACACACUUGAUCUUCCCAUCGGAAAAACACAAUUACCACGUAUUCACGAAUUAUAUGACUCUUAUGAAUUCAAUCGUCAGACAUUUUCACGUCUGCGCACACCCACACACCACAGACAACGCCCCACACGUCAGGUGUCCACCUCAUCUUCCUCAUCCUCUCGCACACCCUCCCCCGCACCAUCCACAUCUUCCAACUUCUCCACUUUCUCCUCUUCUACCGCAUGCACCUCCCCUUCCCCUUCUCCGAAAUCUCAACACCCCACCACGAAACUCCGGCUUGUCCCCACAGAUCUUGACUCAGCCGAUGCCGUUGUCGUCGUGUCCCCUGUCUCAAAAACGUCUUCAGAUGGCGCAACCGCCUCUGGUCAGACGGCACUUCUCCUCGUCGGCCCCGCCCUACAGGAACUUCGCCAUCCCCAGCGCCCGCUCGCCCGCGGCUCGCGCAUCCACCCAUAUCGUAUCGUCAAGGGCCCAAGCUCGCGGAGACCGUCAUCCCAUCCAUCUGCUAUGGAAGUAUAAUCACCUGCACUGGAUUGGACUUUAUACAAUUGUUAUGACGAAAAGAAAGAGUAUGUAUUGCUAGCUUUUUAGUGUAUUGUUACUGUUGUUUGUAUUAGCAUCAUAUUUCAUGGAGAGAUAGAAAGUUUCAUUGGCUUACUGGUUUUAUUAUAUUUUAUUACUACGCUAAUGAAAUGUGAAGGAAGGAACUUUUGUAGAUGCAU